Molecule: messenger RNA, 8524 nt
Organism: Pungitius pungitius (ninespine stickleback)
Lineage: Eukaryota; Metazoa; Chordata; Actinopteri; Perciformes; Gasterosteidae
Product: A disintegrin and metalloproteinase with thrombospondin motifs 7
Biological process (GO): proteolysis; extracellular matrix organization
Cellular component (GO): extracellular matrix
Molecular function (GO): metalloendopeptidase activity
Source: RefSeq, a predicted model, not a curated record
CAGAUCGGAUUCCUCGGAGUAGCGUUCCCCUUUAAGCCCGCGGGCCAGCCGAGACAUGGCCCAUUGUCUUAAGUCCACCCAUCGGUGGGGGUGGCUCUGCGAAAGUUUGCACGGGGUAAAAAAAGAGCUUCUAAGCUGUCACUUGGUUGCUGGUGGGAGACCGAUGGGAGGACGGAGGGACCAGCAACGCGUCAACCAACGUUGGUUGGGGGGGGGAAAGAAAGAAAAGAAAUGAGGAUGCAACAAAGAAAGCCCGUGGAGGAGGACGAUGUCCGGGCCUAAGUUGGAGAGGUUUUUCUGGGUUGGGGACUGUCACCGUUUUCAGUGCACGGACGCAACAAAGAGAAACGCGUCACCAGCAAAGGUGGAAGUGGUUUGAAAAAGGUCAACUGACGCGCUGUUAAAAAAAAAACAUUAAUAAAUGUUCCCAAAAGAAAGUCUGCCGCCUUGACAAAAAAAAUGACCCGUUUGGACUGCGGGGUUGACGCUGCGGGACGGGGACUGUCCCCCAUCCACCUCUUCAUCGCCCUUCUGACGGCGCUGGACAACUGCAACACAUCGGGACUACCGCGUGAACCAGAGCGAUUUCCGCAGGAUCUGCCUCGGCACGAUGUGGUUCACCCCACUCGGGUGGAUGCCAGAGGUCACUUCCUGUCCAACUUCCUGUCUCACCAUGUGGGCCGCGUCCAGCGGCGGGAAGCCUCCGAGGGCCCAGCGGAAGGGGAUCGAGUCUACUACCAGCUGUGGCACGGCGGCCACAGUCUGCACUUCAACCUCACCCUCAAUCCGCACCUGCUGGCGCCGGGCCUCCUGACGGAGAGGAGGCGCGGCGGCGUGGAGGGGGCCCGCCUCCGUCCCGCCGGCUCCUCCCAGUGCCACUUCUUGGGCGAGGUGCGGGACGGGGUCGUCGGUAAAGGAAGCGCAGCCAUAAGCACCUGUGAUGGACUGACGGGCCUGUUUCGGGUGUCCCACGAGGAGUUCUUCAUCCGCCCCUUGGAGAGGUCCAGCGGGGACACCUCGGCGCCACAGUCCCACGCCGUCUACAAGCGCCAGGCGGGCCCUCCCUCCCGGAGUCCAGCCGCACAGCCCAACGGUACCUGCGGGAUCACAGACUCCCAUCGGCGCCCGGUGGACCUCGAGAGGCGGAGGGAGCGGUGGGAGCACCGGCAGCAGAGAAGGAGCAGGAGAAUACGCCAGCGCUCCGUCAGCAAGGAGAAGUGGGUGGAGACGCUGGUGGUGGCCGACGCCAAAAUGGUGGAGCACCACGGGAGCAAAGCUGUGGAGAGCUACGUCCUGGCCGUCAUGAACAUUGUGGCCGGUCUGUUCCGAGAUGCCAGUAUUGGGAACGCAAUCAACAUUGUUGUUGUUCGACUCAUCCUUUUGGAGCAGGAGGAGGAGGACUUGAAGAUUACACACCACGCCGACAACAGCCUGAACGGCUUCUGCAAGUGGCAGAAGAAGCUCAACACGAAAGGAGAGGAACACCCGCUGCACCACGAUGUGGCAGUUCUGCCUCACCAGGACAUCUGCGCGGCGGCGAACGCGCCGUGUGCCACGCUGGGUCUGUCCCACGUGGCCGGCAUGUGCCAGUCGCACCGCAGCUGCAGCAUCAGCGAGGACACCGGCCUCCCGCUGGCCUUCACCGUCGCUCACGAGCUGGGACACAACUUUGGGAUUCAGCAUGAUGGCAACGGUAAUGACUGUGAACCAAUUGGGAAACGACCUUUCGUCAUGUCUCCACAGCUCCUGUACGGCACCUCCCCGCCCAGGUGGUCCCGCUGCAGCCGCCGGUACAUCACCCGCUCCUCGAGUGACCGUGGCUGGGGCUGGUGCCUGGACGACGCGCCGGUCAGAGAGAGGCCGCUGCUGCUGCUGGACUCGGAGCUGCCCGGGGUUCUGUACAGCGCUGCACAUCAGUGCCGGCUGCAGUAUGGAUCCGGCUCCGUGCUGUGCGACGACAUGGACGACGUGUGCAGCACUCUGUGGUGCACGGUGGGAGCCACCUGCCACUCAAAGCUGAACGGCGCGGUGGACGGGACCGCGUGUGGGGACGGCAAGUGGUGUUUCGGUGGAGAGUGCGUGGCCGUCGGAUCGCAGCCCGAGAGCGUCGACGGCGGCUGGGCGGCGUGGAGCGAGUGGUCGGCCUGCUCCAGGACGUGUGGGACCGGAGUCCGGAGUGCCCAAAGAGACUGUGAGAACCCGGCCCCCAAGCACAGGGGGAAGUAUUGCCUGGGCGAGAGACGCAGGUACAAGAUCUGCAACAACGCGCCGUGUCCCCCCGACCGGCCCACCUUCAGGGACAUCCAGUGCGGGCACUUCAACGCCGUGCCGUACAAGGGGAAGUUCUACAAGUGGGAGGCCGUCAUCAACAAAGUCAGCCCCUGCGAGCUGCACUGCCGCCCGCUGGAUGAGCAUUUUUCCGAGAAGAUGCAGGAGGCCGUGGCCGACGGGACGCCGUGCUACGAGGGCAACAAAAGCAGAGACGUGUGCGUGAACGGCAUCUGUAAGAGUUUAGGCUGCGACUAUGUGAUCGACUCCGGCGCCGUGGAGGACCGCUGUGGCGUGUGUCACGGUAACGGAUCCACCUGUACAACCGUGAGGAGAACAUUCGAGGAGACUGAAGGACUUGGCUACGUCGACAUCGGGCUGAUCCCGGAGGCAGCCUGGGACAUCCGCAUCGAGGAAGUGGCCGAAGCCGAGAAUUUCCUGGCGCUGCGAAGCGACAACCCCAACAAGUACUUUCUGAACGGCGGCUGGACGAUCCAGUGGAACGGAGAGUACAAGGCAGCCGGGACAGUGUUCACCUACGAGAGGACGGGACAUCUGGAGAACCUGACGUCUCCGGGGCCCACUAUGGAGCCGCUGUGGAUUCAGCUUCUCUUUCAGGAGAGCAACCCGGGGGUGAGGUACGAGUACACAAUCAGCCGAAAUGUCUCAGAGGACAGCAACACCUCUGCGUCCGUUUUCUUCUGGAAACACGGUUCGUGGACUCAAUGCAGUGUCACCUGCGGGACAGGUGUUCAGAGGCAGAUUGUUCACUGUGUGGAAAAGACAACCGGGAUAGUGGAGGAGCACUUGUGUGACCCUGCAACCCGGCCCGACGAUAACCAAACCAUCUGUAGCAAGGAGCCGUGUCCAGCCAUGUGGUGGGUCGGCGACUGGCACAAAUGCUCGGCGAGCUGCGGGAGCUCGGGCCUGACCAGGAGGACGGUGCUCUGCAUCCAGGCGGUGAGCGCUGAGGAGCAGAAAGCCCUGGAGCCCGCUCAAUGCGCACACAUUCCCAGGCCGGAGUCCCUGUCCUCCUGCAGCGCACACCUGCCCUGCCCGGCGGACUGGAGCGCCGCCAGCUGGUCAAAGUGUUCGCUGACGUGCGGAAGCGGGCUGCGGCGCCGCAACGUCACCUGCUCCGGAAACACGGGCGUGGAUUGCGACCCGCAGAGGAAGCCCCCCGCUGUGACCGCCUGCCUCGUCCAGGACUGCUCGCACGAGGUGGAGAACUUCGGCGGCGGCGGCGACUGGUCCGGGAGCGGCUGGUCCGGCGAGCGAUCGGUGCCCAACGAAAUCGAGUCCGGAGCCGACGUCAAGCCUCCCCCCAGACACGGCACCACCCGAGCGCAGCCGAGGACUAAUGGCAAUCGCCUCGGCAACGCCGUGGAGGGGGAUCUCCGCCAUCACAACGAGCUCGAGAGCACCGACCGCUUGCCGGAAGGCGGCGUCCAAGUCGACGAUUUUUACUACGAUUACAAUUUCAUCAACUUCCACGAAGACCUGUCGGAUGACGUUGGCGCGGAUGGGAAGGACUCGGGGGGCCGCCACGGAAUCGACGCUCCGCCGGGGGUUGGAGGAAGUGAAACCACAAAACCUCCCUCGGGCGCCACCGCCUACACCACGAAAGCGCCACGGAACACCGGUCCGGAGGGAACGAAGGAGGCCGGCGACGCAGCAGCGAAGGAGCCCAUGCGAACGAAUUCCGAAGAUCUGAGUGACCUUCUGACUGAGGAUUACCUUCUGCCCGCGUUCACCACUCGCCCCCCGCCGCCGUUCGCCACUCGAACGCCGGCACCCAAGGACCCGCCGGAGGAGGGCGUGUCGCGGGCAGCGGGCCUGGUUUCCACAACCGGCGAGCCCGCGCUCGACGUGAAGUGGGAGCGGUACGGAGAGGAAGCCGAAAAGAACUACGACGCGCUCCCCGAGGGUGUCGGUGUGACUCCCGUCCCGCACGCACACCAAAGCGGCGCCAAUAGCUCUGCAGAGCGGGAGGAAGUAGAGAGUCCAGUUGGCUCUCCCUCGCCGGAAACUGUAAAUCAGGUUGGGACCGAAGUCCAGCCGGAGGAAAGUGCUCCUGAAAUACCUCAAACAACCAGUCGACCAACGCCCGCCUUCACCCUGGAGGGUCUUGACUCGGAUCCGAAUCCUUUCGAUAGGGUUUACGCCACUAGUGAGGGUUCUUCGCGGUACGCAGGCCGUGACCUCGGUGCGACCUCGCCUCCUUCCGCUCUUCCCGCCGUUCCCUUUCCGCACAUCUCUGGUAACCGAGAGGCCUCCGACGGCGCCACGACGCCGCCAUCUGGAACAGGAAUCACGCCUCCCACGGGCCCGGGGGGAGCCGCUCGGCCUGCUCCAGCCGGCGGGCCGCCAGCUGCGGCGGGGAAACCGACCCAAGCCGCCUUCGCAGAGAGAACCGGAGCGUCGUCCACACCCCCGGGGCCAUCGCCUGAUCCCGCCGACUCCGAUUACAACGGAAUAGCGGUUCUCCCGAUGGUGAGGGGCGGCGGCGCUGACCCGGGCCCCUCAAACCGGCUUCCGACGGAGGCGCCGGCACCCGCCGGGUCCGUUUCGCCAGCACACCCACCGAUUCCAGCGUCGACCUCCACCGCCGCCGCCUACGCACAAGACACUGCGGCGGCCUACUGGGUCACCGGCAAGUGGAGCGCCUGCUCCACCAGUUGUGGUCUGGGUGCCAUCUGGAGGACUUUGGCUUGCAGCACCGGCCCCGACUCUGACUGCGAUCCUGCCCAGAGGCCGGCUCCGGCCCAGAGGUGCUACCUGCGCCCCUGCUCCACAUGGAAGCUGGAGGAAUGGAGCAAGUGCUCCAGGAACUGCGGCAGCGGCCUCAAAUCACGAGAGGUCCAGUGUUUUGACCUGAGGGACCGCAGGCCGCUACGGCCUUUCCACUGCCGCGCCGUGUCCUCCAGGCCACAAACCCAGAUGGGCUGCAACGUUCGGCCGUGUCUGGAAUGGUACGCCUCCUCCUGGGGCCAGUGCUCCGAGGUGUGCGGGGGAGGUGAACAGCAGCGUCUGGUGACCUGUCCGGAGGAAGGGCAAUGCGACGUGGACCUUCAGCCCAGCACUAUCCAGUCAUGUAGCAGUCAGCCGUGUGCCCAGUGGCUCACUGGGUCGUGGGGCCAGUGUUCGGCGUCCUGCGGGGGCGGAGUUCGCCGUCGGCUCAUUAAAUGUGUGAACACAAAGGCCGAGAAGGACGAGGAUCUGGAUCGAGACCAAUGCGACCGCGAGCCGCAACCCGAGGGCGCCGAGAAGUGCAAUCUACACGAGUGCAACAGCGCCCCCUCUGGAGCCGCCUGCCUUCGUGACCGGCUGACGGUCCGUUUCUGUCAGAGUCUCCGCUGGCUCGGCCGCUGCCAGCUGGCCAACGUGCGGGCUCAGUGCUGCAGGACCUGCGGCCCGGUGGCGAGACGCGCCGCCCCCGGACGCCGGUGAGACCUGAGCCGCGGCGUUCCCGAGCCCAAACAAUCUGAGCCCUUCGCCGAUUUCCACGCCACUACAGACCAAACUCUGCAUGUCUCUGCUGGUGGUUUUAUUACCCAGGAUUGACAUUAAUUGAAAGAAUAAUACAGUGCCUCUCUUAGAUAAUGAGGAUGUAAAUAUUUUUUAUAUGAUACAGUUUGACCAGAAUGUAAUUUCAUUCAUUGUCUUUAUUACAAAUAUGUGGCUUCAUAAGGGCUUUUCUGUGACUGUAGCCGUCCCACUGAUGCGUCAUUGUACCCACCACAGGAACCUCUGUGGUGGGUACAAUGCUCUCCUUUCAUGGAGAGCAGCAUGAACUCAACAGAUAAAAGUAGACCAGUAAGAAGCCCUUUUUAAUAUGCAAUGUGUUUUUUUUUUGUUUUUUUGUAUAAUGUGGUACAAACGUUACGAAGCAAACAGGUGCAUAAAUGCUUGUGACUUGUAUAAAAAUUAGACCGUUUAACUAGGCCCGCCUCCUAACAGUUAUUGGUGCUACUACACCUGUCAAGCUUUUCUCCCCUCACAGAUCUGGUGUUCUGUCCUUUUUUUAAACAGUGCGUCCUGUUAUGGUGAAGUGGCACGUGUAAGCUCGGCUAAACUUAUACCAAUAUACAGCGCUUAAAUUCUAUCCAAUUCAGUAUCUCAACUACACCCAAACCUAUGUAAUAAAGAUAUGAGGAGAUUUUACUGUAGAUGGCUAUAGUUCUCCAGGGUUUGGAUAAGAGCAGAUCAACGCACUGUUUAAAUUCCUUACACCUUUUAUUCAGUUUACCACUUUGUAAGCAGUGGCCUUUUUUAAAUUUUACAUGUUGGUUAUUUACUGUGUGAAUAUGAAACAAAAAGGGAAGACCACAGAAGUGAUUACGGCAUCGGACCAAAGCCCCAUUCCAAGAACCACUUUCCUCAGACAAGGGAACAGAAGUGGAAAAAACGGACCUUGACAGGUCUGUGGUGCCUGGUUACGGUUGCUAAGCUGUAGUUUGUAGCUCACCGAAAACGUAACGUCACACUUUGGCUUCGACGCACAAAAUGUAUCUUAAGAGACAACGUAAAAUGUGAAUGGCGCUGGAGGCCAAACAUUUCGGGUAUCGGCAUGAACUGAGUCACUUAUCUACUUGAAUAUUGGAUCAUUUAUCGGUGUUUGUGAUAACCACUUCAUUGAAAUGUGCAUCAAAUUCAGCAAUUCAAAAUACAUGAUUGGGAAAUUAUUCAAAAGGGAGGGAGCUCCGUAAAUUAGUUUAAGUGUGGCCCAUUAAAAAAAAAUAGUUUUAUGUGUUUUUUUUACUUCUUGCAACUGUGUUUUUUUUUUUUGUAAAAGCAACUGAACUCUCCCAGACAUUUUGCUCCUGACAUCAUAUCCUCCAGUGUUUCCUCAUGUUGAUCUCAAGGUGACACAGGAGUAAGUGAUGCUUUAUUGUAAGGAGAAGAAUAAAUGCUUUCGUCACGUGCCAGGUAACCGGAGGAAGGCCUGUAGUUUAUAUACACCUUUGUUACCUGGAAGAGGGAAAGUUCAUCAUGUCCUGUAUCGGUAAGGCAUUUGUUAAACCUAAUCCGAUUUCACAUCUAGCAGAAAAUGUAUUAUCACACUUGCUUUUGUCAGGCAUCACUACACACAACAGUGUGUUGUUACAUCUCACACAGUUGGAAUAAUGUAGAUUCAUAAUUUGUUUUUCACAUGUAUUCACAAUAUAUAUUUCCCUGCCUUUUUAUAUAGAAUGUAGUCAUGUAAAAGGCUGUUCUUAUUGUUUGUAAAGCACUUUUUUUUAAAAGUUUACAGGUUGGUGCUGGGAACACAAAAUGACAGUAAUGUUCAUAUGCUUCCUUCAGUUUGAUGAAUCACAUCCGUUUGAAAUUCUCAGGAUUCAAUCAGGCCCCUCCCUCUUUGGUUAUUGUUAUUGUGUCUCUGCCGGUAAAGCCUUGGAUUCUAUCAGAGGACAAAGGAUGGGACAGUAGAGUCCAGCUAACGUCCUUCAUUCGCUUUCAAUUAACAAAGAAUAAAACCCAAUCGGACGAUGCUUUUGUGGAAACUUCUGGUCGGGAGAGGCACUGAGCAACAAUGGCGGCUCUUAAGAGACGUUUCCGUAGCAACGGGCGAGCAGAGAAUGGCACUGGAGGCUGUUUCCUUUUUGCUGUUGCGCUCAGAAGGGGUUUGAUUGACGGGUGGUUCAUGCGAGGACUUACCAAGUUUUUCUUUAAAGGGGCCAAUCUUUUUGCAAACAGUUUUCAAUGACAGUUUCUCAAAUGGCUUUGUGUGUCAAACCAUCUGGGGGGGGGGGGGGGGGUGCGGGGGUCAGGUUAGCCCCCCCGGGUCCCACUCAGACUCUGCAGUAGUUCAGAAUAUUUUUAUACUGUCGAACUUUCAUAAGAAUUUUCAUAUUACACAUUUUGCAAACAUAUUGCAGGGUUCAUGGAAGCCUUUAACUUUUUCCUCCUACCGAUUUUUUUUUAAUUUUUUUUUUAUUUUUUUGUUGCUUCUGGUCUUUUUAUUUUUUCGAGAUUGUACAUUUGAUGAUGAUGUCUAAUUCCAAGCACAAAAUCAAGACUCUCGCCAAACGGCAAUCAAAGCCAAUAAACACCGUUUCUUCAAAGCAAUCAGCUGGCUAAUUCCAAUCUCAGCCGUACAACAUUACAUGUUUUGUAUUGAUCACUCAUGUGCUGUUACAUUUGGACAACUGCAUCCUGUACUUUAAACUGCAAAAUAAAACUUUUUGGGGAAAAAAAUAAUGAAAUGUUAAUUCCAAAACCCCUUUUCAAAUGCAAUGUUCACAAGCAUCUAAUA